UUAUUUGUGAUUGGCUUGAAAUGUAUAAAUAUAAAGAAGAACUAACGAACCAAUGGAGAAGUAGUGAUAUUUGAGUAAAGGAAAUAUAAAUAAAAUGUUAACUGCAGGAUCUAUGGAGUAGAUUUAAUAAUGUUUACGAUUCUUUCAACUCUUGUAUGAAAGUGUUUAUAAGAAACUGUUGAGCUCUUUCUCUUCAACGAGGCGGCCAAGCAGCAGACGCCAACAUGCAGAUGUUCGUGAAGACCCUGAUGGGCAAGACCAUCACUCUUGAGGUCGAGCCCAGUGACACCAUCGAGAAUGUCAAGGCCAAGAUCCAAGACAAGGAAGGCAUCCCGCCUGACCAGCAGAGGUUGAUAUUCGCUGGCAAACAGCUGGAGGAUGGCCGCACCCUGUCCCACUACAACAUCCAGAAAGAGUCCACCUUGCACCUGGUGCUGCGUCUGCGCGGUGGCAUAAUCGAGCCAUCCCUUCCUCAGCUUGCCCAGAAGUACAACUGUGACAAGAUGAUCUGCUACACACGCCUGCACCUUCGUGCAGUCAACUGCCGCAAGAAGUGCGGCCAUACUAACAACCUGCGCCCCAAGAAGAAGAUCAAAUAA
This is a messenger RNA of Mastomys coucha (southern multimammate mouse), 599 nucleotides long. Its product is annotated as ubiquitin-like. Gene Ontology annotation, cellular component: cytoplasm; ribosome; nucleus. Lineage: Eukaryota; Metazoa; Chordata; Mammalia; Rodentia; Muridae. Gene Ontology annotation, molecular function: ubiquitin protein ligase binding; protein tag activity; structural constituent of ribosome. The transcript has a single exon. The coding region runs from base 225 to 599 and encodes 124 amino acids. Gene Ontology annotation, biological process: translation; modification-dependent protein catabolic process; protein ubiquitination. The record is from RefSeq and is a predicted model, not a curated record.